CGUCCCGUGGCCAUGACGACGGCCCCGCGGGACUCCCUAGUUUGGAAGCUCGCGGGGCUGCUGCGGCAGUCGGGGGACGUGGUCCUGUCUGGCUGCAGCACGCUGAGCCUGCUGACUGUCACCCUGCAGCAGCUGAACCGCAUGUUUGAGCUGCACCUAGGACCAUGGAGUCCUGGUCAGAUAGGCUUCGUGGCUCUGCCCUCCCACCCCGCCGACUCCCCAGUCAUCCUCCAGCUCCAGUUCCUCUUUGACGUACUGCAGAAAGCACUUUCACUCAAGCUGGUCCACAUCCCUGGCCCCAGCCCCCCAGGGCCCAUCAAGAUUUUCCCCUUCAAGUCCCUUCGACAGCUGGAGCUCCACAGUGUCCCCCUCCACUGUCUGCGUGGCCUCCGUGGCAUCUACUCCCAGCUGGAGACCCUGAUUUGCAGCAGGAGCAUCCGGGCUUUAGCGGAACUCCUCUCUGCCUGUGGCGGUGACCUCUGCUCUGCCCUGCCCUGGCUGGCGCUGCUCUCAGCCAACUUCAGCUACAACUCCCUGAGCGCCUUAGAUAGCUCCCUGCAUCUCUUGUCAGCUGUGCGCGUCUUGAACCUGAGCCACAAUCAAGUCCAGGAUUGCGAGACCUUCCUGAUGGACUUGUGGGAACUACACCAUCUGGACAUCUCCUAUAACUUCCUGCGUUUGCUGCCCAGAAUGGGACCCUCAGGGGUCGCUCUGGGGACCCUGAUACUGCGAGGCAAUGAGCUCCGGAGCCUGCUCGGCGUGGAGCAGCUGAAGAACCUGCGGCACCUGGAUGUGGCCUACAACCUGCUGGAAGGGCACAGGGAACUGUCGCCACUCUGGCUGCUGACGGAGCUCCGCAAGCUUUACCUGGAGGGGAACCCUCUGUGGUUCCACCCUGCGCACCGAGCAGCCACUGCCCAGUACUUGUCGCCCUGUGCCAGGGAUGCUGCUCCCGGGUUCCUUCUUGAUGGCGAAGUCUUGUCACUCACCGAUUUUCAGACGUCCACCUCCUCAGGACUUGGUCCCGAAUCCCCACCUAUGCCCGCGCCAGUCAGGAGUACCACUGAGACUUCAGGUGGCCCCGACUGGAGUGACAGUCCUUCCUCUGGGGGCGUUGUGGCCCGGCCCCCACUUCGGAAGGUUAAGAGCCGAGUGCGUGUCAGGCGGGCCAGCAUCUCCGAGCCCAGUGAUACUGACCCAGAGCCCCGGACUCCAGACCCCACCCCGGCUGGCUGGUUUGUACGGCAGCAUCGGGAGCUCGAGCUCAUGAACAGCUUCCGGGAACGGUUUGGCUGUGACUGGCUGCAGUAUAGGAGUCACCUAGAAACCUCUGAGAAUCCUCCUCUGGCUACCUCACAGACCUCCAAUGUCAGCACACUGCCCCCGGGUACCCUGGGCCCAGAGCCUCCCCCUGGCCCCUCACCCCCUGAGAAGGAAGCCCACAGCCCUGGGCGCUCACCACAGGAAACAUCAGAGGAGGUCAGGGUGGGGCCAGAGCCCCAGGAGGAAGAGGAGAUGGGGGACCUGGAGGAACAGGGGCAGAAUGAAGUGGAAGCGGAGCUUUGCCGGCCCAUGUUGGUGUGUCCCCUGGAGGGGCCUGAGGGUGUGCGGGGCCGGGAGCGUUUCCUCAGGGUCACCUCGACCCACCUGUUGGAGGUGGAACUCCAAGCAGCUAGAACUCUGGAACGGCUGGAGCGUCAGAGUCUGGAGGCUGCUGAAAUGGAGCUUGAGCCCCAGACCCAGAGAGAACCGGCACCUGGUGUGAGUGACUUGGACCCGGGGCCACCCCCCAUCCUCAGGCUGCGCUUCUCCUACAUCUGUCCAGACCCGCAGUUACGGCGCUACGUCGUGCUGGAGCCUGACGCCCAUGUAGCUGUCCAGGAGCUGCUUGCUGUGUUGACCCCAGCCACCCCAACAGCCUGGUAUCAGUGUGGGGAAGCAACAGACCCUCUGAGGGACAGAUGCCAGUGCUUGCGUUGUGGCCAUGAGUUCCAGCUAGAGGAGCCCAGGUUGGGAGUGGACAGUGAGAAUGGCUGGAGGCCUCUGUUUCAGAAGACUGAUCAUCCUGCUGUGUGUCCAAACUGUGGUAGUGACCAUGUGGUUCUCCUGGCUCUGCCUCCCAGCGAGGAGCAAAGACACGGGGAAGAGUCCCCCACUUGCUCUCCGUCCUCCAGCUCUGUCUGCGACUCCUCUGGCCACAGUGACCCCAACACCAGGAUCGACAGUGUCCCGUUGCAGGCACCUGUCUCCCAAGACCACCAUAGCUGGAACCUUAGUCCCCCCCCUGACCGCUGUGGCCUCCGCAUGGUGGACCACCGGCUCCGGCUGUUUCUGGAUGUGGAGGUGUUCACGGAUGCCCAGGAGGAGUUCCAGUGCUGUCUCAAGGUACCACUGGUGAUCACAGGCCACACAGGGGAGAUGCUGUGUCUUGUGGUGGUGUCUGACCACAGGCUUUAUGUGUUGAAAGUGACAGGGGAGAUCUGUGGGCCUCCGGCUGGCUGGCUACAGCCGACCCUGGCCAUCCCCCUGCAGGAUCUGAGCCGUAUAGAGUUGGGCCUGGCAGGACAGAGUCUGCGGCUGGAGUGGGUGGCCGGAGAGAGCAGUUGCAUCCUACUACCCCGAGAUGCCAAGUGUUGCCGGGCUUUUCUGGGGGAGCUCACUGAUGUCUUGCAAUCUCUGCCCCCCACCUGGAGGAGCUGCGUCAGUGCCACAGAUGAAGUAGUGACCCCACAGCACUGGCUCUGGCCACUGCUGGACAAAGACUCCUCCUUGGAGGCUCCCCGCUUCUUCUACCUUCGGGUGUUCCUGGUGGAAGGCCUCUCUGUAAGCCCUGUGUCCCUACUGCUGACUCUGUCCACCCUGUACCUGUUAGAUGAGGAUUCUGCAGGGUCCCAGGCAGAACCUCCGACCCCAGCAGCAUCUGGCGAAGCCUUUGAGCCGGCAGCUCCCUUUCAUGUCAGGGAGCAGCAGCCCCUCAGCAGCCUGAGCUCAGUACUGCUCUACCGCUCGGCCCCCAAGGACCUGCAGCUGGUCUUCUAUGAUGAGGUAUCUCGGUUGGAGAGCUUUUGGGCGCUCCGUGUUGUGUGUCCGGAGCAGCUGGCGGCACUGCUAGCCUGGAUCCGGGAGCCCUGGGAGGAAUUAUUUUCCAUCGCACUCCGGACUGUGACUCAUGACGCUCUGGAACCUGACCGGUGA
Messenger RNA from Chrysochloris asiatica (Cape golden mole), 3195 nucleotides. It is a transcript of the gene STK11IP, whose product is annotated as serine/threonine kinase 11 interacting protein. The record is from RefSeq and is a predicted model, not a curated record. Gene Ontology annotation, cellular component: cytoplasm. NCBI's taxonomy places the organism in Eukaryota, Metazoa, Chordata, Mammalia, Afrosoricida, Chrysochloridae. Gene Ontology annotation, biological process: intracellular protein localization. The transcript has 25 exons. Bases 13 to 3195 code for a protein of 1060 amino acids.